AUGAUUUGCAUAAACUGCUGCCAAGAGGUUAACUGUCUGUAUGUCAGGUAUUCCAACGAUCACAUUCGACUCACGGAUUGUCCUAAAUGCAAAGAGGUUGUCGAUCGGUAUGUGGAAAUAGACAACGUGCUUUUGUUUAUUGAUUUGUUACUACUAAAACCUGGAGCUUAUCGACAUCUGGUGUAUAACUCACUGGAGAUGGAAUUGUCGAAAUUUCCUGGAAAUCAACACAACGGUGGUUCUGCUUCCAGCCAAACUGGGAGUGACCGCUUAAUACAGUCCUUUUUGAAUCUCUUUUUCCGUUUAAGGGAGUGGUUUGUGAAAUUCGACAAGUUGAACCGUGUUUGGAUCAUCAUAACGGCAUUCGAAGUGUAUUUGACAUGGGUUUCGGAAGAACGACGUUUUCAGACGCAGACCCAGGCCCAAAGCUUAGAAGCUAGAGGCUUGCUGAUGUAUCAGCUACUUUCUCAAAGUGCAUUGGCACAAUAUCUGUAUUUUACCGUCUAUUGUGUGGCGGACUUUAUGAUUUUGCACAAUAUUGCCUACUUUCUACUUCUGAAGAUAUUUCGCUGGGGAUCCAACGUCCGCUACGCUAAAUACGUCAUCUCUUACACCAUUUUACUUUCCUACGGUGCGAAGAUAUAUCCGAUACUAAUGCUGAUCUGGCCCUAUGAUACCUUUUUUACCACAAAUGUCAUCAAAAUCGUGGCCAACAUUUACAUCAUAGAGGCUCUCAAGAUCGUCACCAAUAAAAGCUAUUUUGAAAUUAUCAUCCUCUUUUCGCUUGUCUUUUUGGUUCGAUCUCUCACUGUGAAGCCUCUGCUUGCAUUGCUUGUCACCAGAGGCGAUUUCGCUUCGUGUUUCCAAUACGCUAAGUCAGAGCUACAACUAAUGCAUUUAGAGCUGCUUCCUAGCGCCUAUUACAAUAAUCCUUAA
Messenger RNA from Lachancea lanzarotensis, 936 nucleotides. It is a transcript of the gene ARV1, whose product is annotated as LALA0S03e02872g1_1. The transcript has a single exon. The coding region runs from base 1 to 936 and encodes 311 amino acids. The record is from RefSeq and is a predicted model, not a curated record. Gene Ontology annotation, cellular component: cortical endoplasmic reticulum; Golgi apparatus. NCBI's taxonomy places the organism in Eukaryota, Fungi, Ascomycota, Saccharomycetes, Saccharomycetales, Saccharomycetaceae. Gene Ontology annotation, biological process: sterol metabolic process; regulation of plasma membrane sterol distribution; sphingolipid metabolic process.